GGCGUGGUCAGCGGACACCCGGAAGUGCACUGAACGCUGCGGAGUAAUGUCAGCUCCUGAGGAGGAAGCCCGGCGGGUGUACGCGGAGAACUUCGGAGGGAAUGGGCCUGACAUCGCCGUGUUCGCCCCCGGCAGGGUGAAUCUGAUCGGGGAGCACACGGAUUAUAACGGAGGCUUCGUGCUGCCUAUGGCUCUACCUCUCGUCACGGUUAUGGUAGGGACCCGCCGGGAUGAUGGAAAGAUCUGCAUUGUUACUACUGCCGAGGGGGCUGAUGAGCCGAAAAAAGUGGAAUUUAAUACCCCGAGUGAGAACAGCCCUCUAACCCCGGGGGCGCCAAAAUGGGCUAACUAUGUGAAAGGUGUUAUUCAGCAUUACAGAGCUGGCCCUGUUCCUGGGUUUAAUGCCGUGGUUGCCACCAGUGUGCCACUGGGCGGAGGGCUGUCCAGCUCUGCAUCUCUAGAAGUUGCUUCCUACACCUUCUUGCAACAACUGUGCCCAGAUGACGGCGAUCUUGUUCAGAAGGCACUUACCUGUCAAAAAGCUGAACAUACAUUUCCUGGAGUGCCCUGUGGGAUCAUGGACCAGUUCAUAUCUGUAAUGGGUAAAGAGGGCUAUGCUCUGCUCAUCGACUGCAGGUCUCUAGAAGUAAAACCGCUUCCCCUGACUGAUCCCAAGUUAUCCAUUCUCAUCACUAAUUCUAAUGUCCGGCAUGAACUAACGGGCAGCGAGUACCCCACCCGCAGAAGGCAGUGUGAGGAGGCAGCAAAGGCUCUUGGUAAAGAGAGUUUGAGGGAUGCCAGUCUGGAAGAACUGGAGGCCAGAAAGGACUGUCUUAGCGAGGUGUGCUACAGACGAGCCCGCCAUGUCAUCUCGGAAAUAGAGCGCACCACCAAGGCGGCCGAAGCUUUAGAGAACGGGGAUUACCGACUGUUCGGUAAAUUGAUGGUGGAGAGCCACAACUCAUUGAGGGAUGAUUAUGAGGUCAGCUGUCCAGAGCUGGAUGAGUUGGUGUCGAUAGCGGUGGAAGUUCCUGGUGUUUACGGCAGCCGGAUGACAGGAGGAGGUUUUGGAGGUUGUACGGUUACUUUACUGGAGACUUCAGUCGCUGAGCGGACCAAAGAACGGAUUAAGGAGAAAUUCCAAGGAUCACCGUCAUUCUACAUCACCAAGCCUUCGGCUGGAUCUGGGGUCUUGCCAGAAUAACUUUCCAUUGUAACAGGUCCUGCCGUUUGGGAAAUAAAGUAACUAGGUUCCUAUCUUA
Molecule: messenger RNA, 1262 nt
Organism: Bufo gargarizans (Asiatic toad)
Lineage: Eukaryota; Metazoa; Chordata; Amphibia; Anura; Bufonidae
Gene: GALK1
Product: galactokinase 1
Exons: 8
Coding region: 47-1204 (385 amino acids)
Biological process (GO): carbohydrate phosphorylation; galactose metabolic process
Cellular component (GO): cytosol; cytoplasm
Molecular function (GO): ATP binding; galactokinase activity
Source: RefSeq, a predicted model, not a curated record